AUGUUGAUUAAUAACGAACUUUUUGUUAGUUUAAAUAACAGAUUUUCAUUAUUUAGAUUUAAUGAAGUGAGAUACUUCGCCAAACUGACUCGAUGGGUGGCAGAUACGAAAUUGGCACAUGAAAUGCAGCAAUUUAAACAUUUUCAAGACGUUAUAUCUUUCUGUCUAGAUCACAAUGAUGAUUUGACAAGAAGGGAUGUCAUUGCCUCCCUCUCUUACGUGGGCACUUGCAAGGGGAAGGAUUACAAGAGUGAUAAAUUCAAAUUUUAUUUGAAUUUCAUUUUAGAUAGAGUCGAAGUAUUGUUUAAUGAUAAGAAUAUCUACCUUUUGGUUCACAGAUUGGCUGUACUAAAUUACACUCCUGGGUUGUCUUUGUUGUACAAAAAAUAUAUCUCAAAACUUCAAUUCGACCGUGCAGAUACAAAAAGCAUUGCAAUUAUUUGCUGGGGUUUUAUGAAAAAUGAUUUGUCCUACAGUCAACUUUUUGAAUCCAUAUCUCAAACUCUCAUACAUAAAAUACACCUGUGCAAUCUUACAGAUACAUCAUUAUUGUUAUGGAGCUACUGCAGAUUUAUACCAUUACAACAUAGACUUCUAUUUCUGCUUAUAAACCGACUAUUUGAAAUCAUAAAUGUAGUGGAAAUUAGAUUAAUGGAUCUUUUAAAUGAUACUGUCAAAUACAUUCCAGGGCAGUUUAUUACAGAUGUCACAAUUGAUAAAUGUGAGAUUAUCGAUAGUCUAGAUAGUUUUAAAGAAUGCACUAAUGAUGUGGAUAAAUCUGAUUUAUCAAAUAUGGCGGAUAAAUACAUAGAUUCAAGUGGACAGUUUUAUACCAAUAUUUCUCAUGACCUAUCGAUGGCUGCUAGAUCAUUAUCACUUAUCCCAGGAUACACUAAUCAUGUACGAAAAUUGAUUGAUUUCACCUUGUACCUAAGUGAGACUGGAAAGGUGGAUUUGACAGCCCAGUGCAUGACUAGUUUAUGGGAGGCGAUGGCACACAAAGGUUUAAAUGAUGACAAAUUAAUAGAUAGACUCUGCGAGUCCUCAAGAUACCUGAGAUUAGACCAUACAUUCAAUUCAAAUAUGCUAGUAAAGAUAAUGCAUUCAAACACAAAGUUGAAGGUUAAAGACCCUAGAGUUAUAUAUCAAUGUUUGCAUUGGUUGGAAAAGAGGGCAGAUCAAAUGCACGCCAGUCAUAUCCUCAGCAUAGCCAAGUGUUUAGUGUUUAUGGGCAUUGAUAACGAAAAGGCUUGGAAGAGAUUGGGAGUUGCUAUACAAUCCAGGGGCAUAGAAUUGACAGCGAUGGAGCUUGAAGAGUUGGUGGAAUUGUUCAAAAAAAUAGGAAGGGGUAAUGAGCGGAUAUAUGGCGUGUUGAACCAUUUUAUAGCAGUUAAAAAUGAUCAUGCCAUGUACGGCCCUACGUAA
Messenger RNA from Babesia microti strain RI, 1425 nucleotides. RefSeq names its product conserved Plasmodium protein, unknown function. Bases 1 to 1425 code for a protein of 474 amino acids. Lineage: Eukaryota; Apicomplexa; Aconoidasida; Piroplasmida; Babesiidae. The transcript is spliced from 8 exons. The record is from RefSeq and is a predicted model, not a curated record.